Molecule: messenger RNA, 1640 nt
Organism: Ziziphus jujuba (common jujube)
Lineage: Eukaryota; Viridiplantae; Streptophyta; Magnoliopsida; Rosales; Rhamnaceae
Product: alcohol dehydrogenase-like 7
Exons: 10
Coding region: 232-1401 (389 amino acids)
Biological process (GO): formaldehyde catabolic process
Cellular component (GO): cytosol
Molecular function (GO): zinc ion binding; S-(hydroxymethyl)glutathione dehydrogenase [NAD(P)+] activity
Source: RefSeq, a predicted model, not a curated record
UAGACAAAAACGGAUAACAAAAGGCAGUUGACCUUGCUGGCUGCUUUUUAUUUUUUCCCCAAAAAAAAAAACAAAAUGGUUGUUACAAACAUAUUGGUUUGAAAAGUUUCCUCACAAAAUUCAUUUGACUUUAGUUUCAUUGCAACUCCUCCUACCCGCUGUUGCGACUUUCCACCAACAACACAGACUAACAAAAGCGAUCAGAGUGAAAGACCGUGUCUCUUGUUGGCCAUGGAAGAGAAAUUAUCUAGUAAAGCUGGAGCGAAGCCUAUUCGAUGCAGAGCUGCGGUGAGUCGCAAACCCGGGGAACCUCUUUUGAUCGAAGAGAUCAUCGUGGCACCCCCGAUGCCCCGUGAAGCUCGGAUUCGAAUUAUCUGCACCUCUCUCUGUUACAGUGAUAUCACUUUCUGGAGAAUGAAGGAAUUUCCUGGAGUUUUUCCUAGAAUUCUUGGUCAUGAAGCAAUAGGGGUUGUAGAGAGUGUAGGAGAGGAUGUGACUGAGUUAAUUGAAGGAGAUAUUGUGAUCCCAACCUUCAUGCCAGAUUGUAGAGAAUGCAUGGAUUGCAAAUCGGAGAAGAGCAAUCUGUGUUCGAAUUUCCCCUUCAAGGUCAGCCCAUGGAUGCCUAGAUAUGAGAGCAGCAGAUUCAAAGACCUCAACGGAGAGACUCUUUACCAUUUUCUGUCAGUCUCAAGUUUUAGCGAGUAUACAGUGGUGGACGUAGCCUAUCUCACAAAAAUCGACCCCGGUUUCCCACCGAACAGGGCAUGCCUCCUAAGCUGCGGAGUAUCAACAGGAGUUGGCGCUGCUUGGAAAACUGCAAAUGUGGAGGCUGGAUCAACUGUAGCCAUAUUUGGUCUGGGGUCAAUUGGAUUGGCUGUUGCUGAGGGAGCCAGACUAUGUGGAGCUACCAGAAUCAUCGGCGUAGAUGUGAACCCAGAUAAGUUUGAAAUUGGAAAAAAGUUUGGAGUCACAGACUUUGUUAGUGCGGUAAACAAUGGUGGCAAACCAGUGAGCCAGGUGAUCACUGAGAUGACUGGUGGUGGCGCAGACUAUUGCUUUGAGUGCGUGGGACAAGCAGCGUUGGUUCAAGAAGCCUAUGCUUGCUGCAGAAAGGGUUGGGGAAAAACAAUUGUGCUAGGUGUGGACAAGCCAGGGUCACAGGUGGCUCUUCCUUCCAAUGCCAUCCUUCAAAGUGGGAAAAUCCUUAUUGGAUCUUUAUUUGGAGGACUCAAACCUAAAUCUGAUAUUCCUGUCCUCCUCAAACGUUACACAAACAAGGAACUACACUUGGAUGAGUUUGUGACACAUGAGGUCGGAUUUGAAGACAUCAACAAAGCUUUUGAUUUACUCAUCGAAGGGCAGUGUCUAAGAUGUGUGAUCUGGAUGAACAAAAAUGAAUAAGCUGCACUUUCUUGUGACAUACAGUUCUUAUCUCUCAAAUGUGCCUCCAUUGUUAUUCCUAUGCAUUUGUCUUUUAGGUAAAAAUACCAAAUAUUUUAGACAUUGGAAAUACUGGAUGGAUUCUUAUUUUUGGUAUAAGGAGACAGAGUGUACAAAAUGUUGAUACUGCUUUAUGACACUGUAAAUGCGCUAGAUGCGCCAGUAAAGUAAAUAUUGGGGGAGUCGCUCGUUUCCUUUGA